AUGCCUUACUUUUCAAGGUAUACUCUGUUCAUUCCUGAAGAAAUUCCCGGGAUCAACCGCGGAAACUCCUUACUAAGCAAAGCAACAACUUCAUCUGCUCUGCCUAAAAACAGAGCAACCACAGAAGCUCUCACAUUUUCGGACCAACCGAUUGCCAUUUGUGAACCAUAUCCACAGCUCCUGAAUCCAUAUACUGCUCCACUCUAAACACCGUAACGACCGAUGGCACAGGAACAAGCUUGACUUUGUAUCCCAAAACGACGCCGUAGCUACCUCCUCCUCCACCGGUAAUCGCCCAGAAAAGAUCCUCACCCAUUGCUUUCCGAUCUAAAACCCGACCGUUUACAUCGACGAUCUUGGCAUCCUCAACGUAAUCCACAGAUAAUCCAAACUUCCUCACCAUGUUACCGUAACCACCGCCGCUUAAAUGCCCACCAACACCAACCGUCGGACAAACUCCGGCGGGGAAUCCAUGGACUCUGCUUUUCUCCCAAAUCCGAUAAUAAACCUCUCCGAGAGUCGCUCCGGCGGAGAUCCAUGCCGAAUUCGAGGCGAUAUCUACAGAGACGUCACGGAUAUUCGACAUGUCGAGGAUGAAAAAUGGUUUGUCGGAAAUGUAAGAGAGACCAUCGUAGUCAUGGCCGCCGCUUCGGAUUUUGAGGAGGAAAUUUAGGGUUUUUGAGCAAGUGACGGCGGCGCUGACGUGGCUCUCGGAGCGAGGAGUGAUUAUGAUGGUGGGUUUAAGAGUAGAGGAAGUGUUGAACCUCGCAUUGCGGAUGUAAGCACGAAGAACGGAGGAGAAAGCAGGGUUUGUCUGAGAGAAGACAUUGUCAGUGAUUUGGGAUUGUGGAGAUUUCGUCUUGUCGGAGAAACACUUGAGGAAAGAGUUGUAUACAGAGUUCGAUUGAGAGAAAGAUGAGAGAGGUAGAGAAAGGAAGAGGAGGAA
Molecule: messenger RNA, 946 nt
Organism: Arabidopsis thaliana (thale cress)
Lineage: Eukaryota; Viridiplantae; Streptophyta; Magnoliopsida; Brassicales; Brassicaceae
Exons: 4
Coding region: 428-673 (81 amino acids)
Source: RefSeq, marked reviewed